This is a messenger RNA of Aspergillus tanneri, 1572 nucleotides long. RefSeq lists its product as uncharacterized. Bases 1 to 1572 code for a protein of 523 amino acids. Gene Ontology annotation, biological process: sterol metabolic process. The record is from RefSeq and is a predicted model, not a curated record. The transcript has 4 exons. Gene Ontology annotation, molecular function: heme binding; monooxygenase activity; oxidoreductase activity, acting on paired donors, with incorporation or reduction of molecular oxygen. Lineage: Eukaryota; Fungi; Ascomycota; Eurotiomycetes; Eurotiales; Aspergillaceae.
AUGGAUGCUGUCAACUCCAGCGUUCAGUCUCGACUGCUGCAGACAGGGUCUUUCCGCCUGCCGCCGGAUUUUCUGGCUGCCUGGCCCAUCUGGCAGUACAUCGUGACUUUUCUGCUUGGAGUGGUGGUCUAUGACCAAGUUAUGUACCUCAAGAGAAAGGGUCCCAUUGCUGGACCUCCCUUCAAGAUUCCGCUUAUUGGCCCAUUUCUCCAAGCGAUCCAUCCCAAGUUCGAAGCGUACCUGGCACAGUGGGCGAGUGGACCUCUCAGCUGUGUAUCUGUCUUUCAUAAAUUCGUCGUCCUCGCCUCCGACAGAGACCUAGCCCACAAGGUUUUCAAGUCUCCCGCAUACGCCGAGCCAUGCAUAGUUCCCAUCGCCAAAGACCUUCUAGGCCACAGAGCAUGGGUGUUUCUCCAAGGGAGGGCCCACGCCGAAUACCGUAGAGGAUUGACUCCCCUGUUCACCAACAAGGCUAUGGCCACAUACCUGCCCGUUCAAGAGAAGGUAUUAAGUGACUACUUCGAAAAGUUCGUAGCGGCCAGCCAGGCGAAUCAGGGACGUCCCAUGGCGUUCAUGACCAUGUUCCGCGAGAUCAACUGUGCCCUUUCAUGUCGCACCUUCUUCGGGGACUACAUCUCCCAGGACGCAGUCAAGAAGAUCGCCGACGACUUCUACCUAGCCACGGCCGCUAUGGAGUUGGUUAACAUUCCCCUGUCCAUGUACAUCCCGUUCACCAAGCCCUGGUUAGGCAAGCGGACGGCCGACGCGGUCCAUGCCGAGUUCGCCAAAUGUGCAGCCGCCUGCAAGGCUAACAUGGCUACGGGCGCGACGCCCACAUGCAUCGUAGACCAUUGGGUGCUCCACAUGAUGGAGUCAAACCGAUAUCGCGAGCGCAUCGCCGCAGGGGAGACAGACGUGGAGAAGCCCACAAAUCUCGUCCGCGAGUUCACCAACGAGGAGAUCAGCGAGACGCUAUUCACCUUCCUCUUUGCUUCGCAGGAUGCGUCCAGCAGCGCUACCACCUGGCUGUUCCAAAUUCUCGCGCAGCGACCCGAUGUCCUUGAUCGACUACGGCAGGAAAACCUGACCGCGCGCGGCGGGGAUAAGAAUAAACCCUUCGAUCUGCCCAUGCUGGAGUCGCUCAUCUACACCAACGCAGUGAUCAAGGAGCUUCUCCGUCAUCGUCCCCCCGUCAUCUUCGUUCCCUACCUAGCCACCCGGAACUUCCCCAUCACCCCCGACUACACCGUCCCCAAGGGCUCCAUGGUCGUCCCAUCCUGCUACCCGGCUCUCCACGACCCGGAUGCGUACCCGAACCCGGAUGUCUUCGAGCCUGAGCGCUGGAUAUCCGGCGAUGCCCAGUCCAAGACAAGGAACUGGCUCGUCUUCGGUGCGGGCCCGCAUGACUGUCUCGCUCGGAGGUAUGUGCCGCUCUCGAUGGCCGGGAUGAUUGGCAAAGCGGCGCUAGAGCUCGAUUGGGCGCACCAUGCAACGGCGAGGUCGGAGGAGAUUCGGGUGUUUGCAACGCUGUUCCCGAUGGAUGGGUGUCAGUUGGUUUUCACGAAACGUUAG